CCUCGUCCUCGUCCUCCGCGUCCUCGUCCUCCUCCUCCGCCGGCGGCGGCUGCGGCUGCUCCUCCCCGCCGCGGACCAUGUUCGCCAAAGGCAAAGGCUCGGCGGUGCCGUCGGACGGGCAGGCUCGGGAGAAGUUGGCUUUGUACGUCUACGAGUACUUGCUGCACGUCGGAGCCCAGAAAUCUGCACAGACCUUCUUGUCGGAGAUCCGAUGGGAAAAAAACAUCACGCUAGGGGAGCCUCCCGGGUUUCUACAUUCCUGGUGGUGCGUAUUUUGGGACCUUUACUGUGCAGCUCCUGAAAGGCGAGAUACUUGUGAACAUUCAAGUGAAGCAAAAGCCUUUCAUGAUUAUAGUGCAGCUGCAGCCCCGAGUCCAGUCCUUGGAAACAUUCCUCCUAACGAUGGCAUGCCAGGGGGUCCCAUCCCUCCGGGUUUCUUUCAGGGACCACCUGGUUCUCAGCCCUCGCCACACGCACAGCCUCCACCUCACAAUCCUAACAGCAUGAUGGGACCCCACAGUCAGCCUUUCAUGUCACCACGAUAUGCAGGAGGUCCCCGACCCCCCAUCAGAAUGGGAAACCAGCCUCCAGGGGCUGUUCCUGGGACACAGCCAUUGCUGCCCAAUUCGAUGGAUCCGACACGACAACAAGGGCAUCCUAACAUGGGAGGACCGAUGCAGCGGAUGAAUCCUCCAAGAGGGAUGGGCCCCAUGGGUCCCGGUCCACAGACUGAUCCUUGGUUAUCAUUGCAGAACUAUGGCGGCGGAAUGAGACCUCCACCCAACUCUUUAGGCCCUGGCAUGCCUGGAAUUAACAUGGGCCCAGGUGCUGGAAGACCAUGGCCCAAUCCCAGCAGUGCUAAUUCAAUUCCAUACUCCUCUUCAUCGCCUGGUACAUAUGUGGGGCCCCCUGGUGGUGGAGGCCCUCCCGGGACACCUAUCAUGCCUAGUCCUGCAGAUUCAACAAAUUCAAGUGACAACAUCUACACAAUGAUUAAUCCAGUACCGCCUGCAGGCAGUCGAUCGAAUUUCCCAAUGGGACCUGGUUCUGACGGCCCGAUGGGAGGCAUGGGCGGGAUGGAGCCACAUCACAUGAAUGGAUCGCUAGGGUCAGGUGACAUAGAUGGACUUCCAAAAAAUUCUCCAAACAACAUAAGUGGCAUUAGCAAUCCCCCGGGCACUCCAAGAGAUGAUGGCGAACUGGGAGGCAACUUCCUCCAUUCCUUCCAAAAUGACAAUUAUUCCCCCAGCAUGACGAUGAGUGUGUGAUUUUUUUCCCCCCUCCUCCUCUCCAGGAUAAAGAGAGUCAGCUGCCAUUUGGAGGAACUAAAAGAAAUUAUGCAAGAAGAAGCUAGGUGUAUUGGCAGGGAGACGUGAGGGGGCCCAGACCCCAGUUUUAGUUUCAUGCAAUAAAAAGGCUGAACUUUUUAUUCCAUAAAACAUGAAGGACAAAACUUAAAAAUAUUUCAAGACAUGACAAGAUCCUUCUUGUGCGGAAGGGUUUAUAUAUGUACAUGACACUUUUUUUUGGAAACAAAUGGAAGCCUCUAGCACCCGACUCCAGUCUCUUUGCUUUGUUCUUUUAAGGAAAAAAAAAAAAACCCCUGUUGUAUGUUUGUGCUGUGCGACGCCAGGAAAGCUAGUCUAGAUAUGAAAUCUCAUGUUGUCUCUGUUGUAGUCAUAUUUUUUUAAAAAUAAACUGGACAGUUUACAAUUGGGGGGGGGUUGUUGGGAAGGCCUAGGGUUUGGUUUGGGUUUUUUUUUCUUUUUCUUUUUGGGUUUUUUUUCCUUCUUAUUUUUGUUUGCAGCACGACAGUUCCUCCUCCAGUAACCAGACCUGCUUGUGGAAGAGACUCCACUACUACGUAGAAAGUUGUUAAUGCAGUUGGCCCUUCAUAGGAUCACAUCCUCGAAUGAAUAGUGAUCUUACUUUCUGCAGUUACUGGCAUGCACUGUACUAGUCUUUUCCCACCCCCCUCAUGGCAUAGGAGUGCUCCUUAUGUCCAUUCCCCCCACCCCCUUGACAGUCUUUGAGUGGGGAUUUGUUUCCACCAAAAGAGAGAGGAGAAAGAAAGGGUUAAUCUGACCUGGGACUUUGAAACUGUGAUCUCAAGCUAAUGUCUUUGUUGGGUUUCCUUUUUGUUUUGUUUUUUUGGUUUGUUUGUUUUUUUUUAAUUUUUACUUUUAAUUUUGGGGGGGUUUUUUAAAGGAAAAAAAAGAUGUGAUCUUAUCAGGGUUUCACUGUAUAUGCUUUGGAACUGGAUGGAGAUACUUUUUAAGUAAUUAUUGUUGUUAAAAUGUAUACUUGCUAUUCUGUAGGCUCACUCUGUAAUAAAAAAAUAAACAAAAAUUGAAAAAAAAAAUUAAACUUUACCUUCCUUCUCAUGGUAGAGGUGACUACAGAACAGUAACAAGCGAACCAUGUAAAGUGACACUCUCCAGAACUUCGGGAUCUAUGUACAUUACACUACCCUGUAGUUGGUCUUUGUUUUAUAAAUCUCCAUUUCUGAUCCAUGUAUAUCAUAUUAUGUAAAAUAUUAUCUCCCUGGAUUUACCUUUGUGCGGAUUAUUGAAAACAUUGUAUCUUGUUUCAGUGUUUUUUCUUACCUUGUAGUCUGGUUCUAAAAUAAGAGAGGGAAAAAAGUAAUUAUUAUACAUUGUAGUUUGUGUACGAUAUUUGUUGAUAAUGUUUUAUUAAAGGGAUGUCUUUUUUCCGCA
Molecule: messenger RNA, 2717 nt
Organism: Gavialis gangeticus (Gharial)
Lineage: Eukaryota; Metazoa; Chordata; Crocodylia; Gavialidae
Gene: SSBP3
Product: single stranded DNA binding protein 3
Exons: 18
Coding region: 78-1268 (396 amino acids)
Biological process (GO): positive regulation of transcription by RNA polymerase II
Cellular component (GO): nucleus
Molecular function (GO): protein binding; single-stranded DNA binding
Source: RefSeq, a predicted model, not a curated record